Molecule: messenger RNA, 2804 nt
Organism: Camponotus floridanus (Florida carpenter ant)
Lineage: Eukaryota; Metazoa; Arthropoda; Insecta; Hymenoptera; Formicidae
Product: NF-X1-type zinc finger protein NFXL1
Exons: 5
Coding region: 143-2656 (837 amino acids)
Biological process (GO): regulation of DNA-templated transcription
Cellular component (GO): nucleus
Molecular function (GO): DNA-binding transcription factor activity, RNA polymerase II-specific; zinc ion binding; RNA polymerase II transcription regulatory region sequence-specific DNA binding
Source: RefSeq, a predicted model, not a curated record
AAAAGCAGGCUAUGACAUCUCUCGUCUUCUCUCUGAUUAUAAGAAUUAAAUAAGAAGUAUUCAAAGAUAACCUAAUAUAGUUAGAAAUAAUCACAAUUAAUCUUGAAAAUCGAUUUAUGUUACCAAAUUGUAGAAUUUCAAGAUGCAAAAAUUUAGGAGAGCUCAAGCACAAAAUAAGUUGUCCAUCGAAAGACACUUGGAGGCCAACAUGUCAUUAAAUUCAUCUAGUGAAGAAGAAGAUGAAACAAAUGAAGAAGAUGUUCAAAAUGUAGUGGGCAAAGUAUUGUCAGCAUAUCAGGGACAAAGCACGGAUGCAGAGAAAGUGAUAUCAUACUUAAUUAAUUCUUUCCAAUCAAGUAGCGCUGUUUGUUUGAUAUGCAUAUCAACUGUCAAGAAGAUAGAUCCGAUAUGGAACUGUAACAAAUGUUAUGCAUUUUUGCACAUGUCCUGCAUCUUACGUUGGAUUAAUGACAGUUUAAGUUACAAACAGGCUAAAGGAAUCAUACCAAUCUGGGCAUGCCCAAAAUGUCGCAUGGAAUAUAACCAGGAUCAGAUUCCAAGAUCAUAUGAAUGUUUCUGUAAAAAGACUAUAAAUCCUCCAUAUCAACCCUGGAUAAUUCCACAUUCUUGUGGCGAAACUUGUAGCAAGCUCUUACAACCAGAAUGUGGUCACAAAUGUGUAUUGCUCUGUCAUCCUGGCCCAUGCCCACCAUGUGCAAAGAUGGUGUCGGUCAAAUGCUAUUGUGGCAAGCUACUGCCGCAGCCACGUCGUUGUAAUGCUAAAAAUUGGAGUUGUGGAACAGUAUGUGAUAAAAAAUAUGAAUUUUGCUCGCACACUUGUAAUAACUUGUGUCAUGCUGGAGAAUGUCCCCCUUGUAUGGAAAUAGUAUCACUGAAAUGCCACUGUAAGAGUAAUCAAAAGGAAGGAAAAUGCUAUGAAGGUACGUGGAGUUGUGAGAGACUUUGUAAUAGAAAAUUCUCUUGUAAUGUACAUAUUUGUGAGAGUACAUGUCACUUACCCGAUGAUUGCGGUAAUUGUCCACUGGAGAAGAAUAGAUGUUGUCCUUGCGGGAAAAAACGAUACGAUGUUUCGUGCAGGCAGCAACAAGUACCAACGUGCGGCGAUACUUGCGGGAAAUUGUUAGACUGUGGAUCACAUUUCUGCAAUAUGAGAUGCCAUAUUGAUCGUUGUGGUCAGUGUCUGGAAGUAAUAACAAAAGCUUGCAGAUGCAGCAGUUAUACAAAAGAGAUUGCUUGUGGAAAAGAAUUUCACUGCAACAAGAAAUGUACACAAAUGCGCUUAUGUGGCAGACACCUAUGUAAUAAAAAAUGUUGCGAUUGCAUAUUGAAGAAUACAUCCAAUCCCUGUGAAAAAACGUGCGAAAAUAUGCUUAAUUGUCGGAAGCACAAGUGCGCCGCACCUUGCCACAGUGGUCCUUGCUAUCCAUGCACGAGAAUGGACACUGUACAAUGUCGAUGCGGCAGUAGUAAAAUAACAGUGCCAUGCGGUACCAGGAAAAGAAUCAAACCGCCACCAUGUAAUAAAUCCUGUAAAAUUCCGCCUGAUUGUCAUCACAACAAAAGGGAAACUCAUAGAUGUCAUCAAGGACCUUGUCCACCAUGCAAAAAGAUCUGCGGCUUGAUACACAAAAGAUGCGGUCAUUCUUGUCCAGCCACUUGUCACACGAAGGUCUGGGUGAAGGUCAAAGCGAACGGAGUAAAAGCACAACCUAUUGGACCUUGGGAAAAACCUGGUAAAGACAUUAUGGAAUUGAAGACUUUACCAUGUCCACCAUGUGAAAUUUCCGUGCUCGUGACCUGUCUCGGCGGUCAUGAGACGCGUCCCUGGCCGUGUCACAUGUCAAAGCCAAGCUCUUGCGGCAGGGCUUGUGACCAACUAUUGCCGUGUAAAAAUCAUACCUGCGAAUUGACCUGUCAUAAGAUACAAACUUCUGAUAACAAAUCAGACAGUGGUAUACCAUGUAUGGAAUGCGAGAAGGAAUGCCAAUUCGUACGUUUAUCGGGUUGUACGCACGCAUGUCCGGAACCUUGUCAUCCAGCGCCUUGCAAACCGUGCAAGCAAUUGGUGCGAAUCUCUUGUCACUGUGGUAUUAGUACCCUUUACCGACAUUGUGUAGACUUGAUAACUGCGACAAAUAAGAAACAUGAUGAAUUACUCAAAUGUGGAAACCAGUGUCCAAAAAAUUAUUCAUGCGGCCACCGUUGCAUUAAUGAUUGCCAUCCAGGAGAGUGCAAAGGACAGGAGCAAUGUAGCAAGAAAGUUAGAUUAUGGUGUAAAUGUAAAAGAAUUAAAAAGGACUUUCUUUGUUUGCGUCUUCAAAAGGAGCAAAUUACUGUAGAAUGCGAUAAUGUGUGCGAAUCAUUGAAGAUUGAGAAAAAGGAGGCUCAAGAAGCUAUUAUAGCAAAGAAACGAGAAGCAGAAGAGUUACGUAAUCGGGAAGAAAUUGAGAAAUUUGAAAAAAAGUUCAAGCCACGCCGAAAGAGGAAAGAUAAGUAUGAAAAUUCGAAAUUAUCCCAAGGAAACAUGGGGAAUAAUUGUUGGAAUACAUGGAUUUUAGCGAUUGUUGUAAGCAUUAUAGGUAUAGUAAUAGUAUAUAUGAUUUCUUUUGAUUCAAGUAUGCUUAAAAUGAGUUGAUUCUACAAAUUGAUCUGAAAUUAAUGACACUAUACAAUGAUCAAUUUACAAUAAUAAUCAUAUAUCUGUGAUUAUCAAUGCUUGUACAAAUAUUAUAAGAAACAUUUUCAUGUAGCUUGUAUAUAUCAUCAAUGAAAAAAAUUACAAU